Molecule: messenger RNA, 1247 nt
Organism: Neurospora tetrasperma FGSC 2508
Lineage: Eukaryota; Fungi; Ascomycota; Sordariomycetes; Sordariales; Sordariaceae
Exons: 3
Coding region: 214-1005 (263 amino acids)
Source: RefSeq, a predicted model, not a curated record
CUUCAUUCGUUGUCAUCAAAACAUUUGUCGCGUUUGGAAGGUGUGUCCCAUUUAUUUGGCGGCGCCUUUUCUUAUUUUUGCUCACUCAGGCCGUCCAUAAAAUCGGUAUUUUACCAACUCAAUACAAUACUAGCCUGCCAUGGACUCAGAUCUGACCAUUUCCACCUCAGACCACUUAUCAAUUCACCUCACUUACUCACCCCCCUCGUCAACAUGACUACCGCCCACCAAGAACCAAUCAGGAUCCUGAUCCUCAACCCCAACUCGUCCAAGUCCAUGACCGAUGGCAUGGCAAAGUCUAUUUCCAGCUUACACCUCCCCGACAACAUCGAAAUCACCUACUACACAGCCUCCACCUCUUGUCCAGCCAGCAUCAACAACGGCACCGACCUGGAUACCUCCGCCUCCGUCGUCCUCCAAGACCUCAGCAGCAACCUCCAACUCCUCAAAGACCACGACGCCGUCCUAGUAUGCUGCUACUCCGUGCACCGUCUCGUCCCCGGCCUCUCGGAACUCGCUGCAUCCAACGGCUUCUCCCUCUCCGUCACGGGCAUCUUUGAAGCCUCCGUCCUCACUUCUCUGUCGCUGCUCACGGGCCCGACGAAGAAAUGGGGCAUUGUCACGACGGGAAAGUACUGGGAGGAGCACCUGACGGUAGGUAUCAAGAAAUUCCUGGGUCAAGAGGAGGAAGGGGGAAACAAUACAAAGUUUGCUGGGGUGCAGACGACGGGGUUGGAUGCGGGAGAUUUCCAUGGGGAUAUUCCUAAGGAGGUAAUUGAUGCGAAACUGGCGGAGGCGACCAGGAAGUUGUUGCAGGCUGGGGAUGUGGAGUGUGUGGUAAUGGGGUGUGCGGGCAUGGCUGGACUGGAGCAAAUUAUUCGCCGGACUGCGAUUAAGGAGUACGGCGAGGAAAGGGGGAAGAAGGUCAUGGUUGUUGAUGGAGUCAGAGCGGGAGUUGGGCUGGUGGCUGAGAUGGUGAAAAAUAGGAUAAUGUUUACCCAGUAGGGACGGAAAGGGAGUGGAAUAAGCUUUGAAGCUGGAAAUUUCUUUUCGAGUGAUUUGUACGCAAGGUCGUCGCAGUGCUCCCUGCCUUUUUCCAAGCUCUCGGGGCAGAAGUCACAUCGUACAGUCCAGUACUGGUUUGUUUGUUAGUUCGAGACCUCGUGUCAACUUUCCUAUGCGUUUUCAUGGCUAACUAAUGUAUAAUCUUACCUUGGGCACGCCACGCCAUCUCUAAUAUUCAAAAU